CGUGCGGCGGCGCGUGCGCGCGGGCGGCGGAGCCGUCGGGAUGUCGCGUUACGGCCGCUAUGGAGGCGAGACCAAGGUGUACGUGGGCAACCUGGGCACGGGCGCCGGCAAAGGCGAGCUGGAGAGAGCCUUCAGCUAUUACGGACCGCUGAGAACCGUGUGGAUCGCCAGGAACCCGCCGGGGUUCGCCUUCGUGGAGUUCGAAGACCCCCGGGAUGCUGAAGAUGCUGUCCGUGGACUUGACGGGAAGGUGAUCUGCGGCUCCAGGGUCAGAGUGGAAGUAUCCACAGGGAUGCCGCGCCGCUCCCGCUACGAUCGGCCCCCUGCCCGGCGCCCCUUCGACCCCAACGACAGAUGCUACGAGUGUGGUGAGAAAGGCCACUAUGCCUAUGACUGUCACCGCUAUAGCCGGCGAAGGAGGAGCAGGUCCCGCUCUAGAUCCCGCUCGAGGUCCCGAGGGAGAAGGUAUUCCCGGUCACGCAGCCGCAGCCGUGGUAGGAGGUCCAGGUCAGCUUCCUAUCGUAGGUCCAGGUCCGUGUCUCCUCGUAGGUCUAGGUCCGUGUCUCCCCGCCGGUCCCGGUCGGGUUCCUUGAAGAGAUCAAGGUCUAGAUCAAGAUCCAGAUCUAGAUCCAGAUCUGUUACAUGGCCCCGAAGCAGGUCUAGGUCUCAUGGCAGAUCAAAGUCUGGCUCGCCAGCUAAGAGCCGGUCCAAGUCCCGGUCAGCAUCUCCAAAGAGAAGCCGUUCACCAUCAGGAAGCCCUCAACGAAGUGCAAGUCCUGAAAGAAUGGAUUAAAGUUAUGAAGUUAAUCUUUUAGGAAGAAAGUUAUUUUGAUUACAUUAUUAUAAGGGAUUUUGUGGUGUCUUUGUAAAUGUAAGAAUGUAGAUAGAAGAGUAUAUCAACUAAAAUUUGGCAUGAUCUGGGUCUUCUGAGUUAGUCACACCAAUAGACUAGCACAGGUCUCUUUUUAUUGUAUGAAUUAACUUCCUGUGAUAUGAAAAUGUGGGACUUUUUUAUUGGCACAUUGAAAUAAAAUGUGUAUUUUUAACUAAAA
Molecule: messenger RNA, 1052 nt
Organism: Melospiza melodia melodia
Lineage: Eukaryota; Metazoa; Chordata; Aves; Passeriformes; Passerellidae
Product: serine/arginine-rich splicing factor 7
Exons: 9
Coding region: 41-793 (250 amino acids)
Molecular function (GO): zinc ion binding; RNA binding
Source: RefSeq, a predicted model, not a curated record